Lates calcarifer (barramundi perch) is the source of this 5527-nucleotide messenger RNA. RefSeq names its product synemin, intermediate filament protein (gene synm). The record is from RefSeq and is a predicted model, not a curated record. Bases 151 to 3228 code for a protein of 1025 amino acids. Lineage: Eukaryota; Metazoa; Chordata; Actinopteri; Centropomidae. The transcript is spliced from 4 exons. Gene Ontology annotation, cellular component: intermediate filament; neurofilament cytoskeleton; costamere. Gene Ontology annotation, biological process: intermediate filament cytoskeleton organization; fast-twitch skeletal muscle fiber contraction. Gene Ontology annotation, molecular function: intermediate filament binding; structural constituent of cytoskeleton; vinculin binding.
CCUGCACUUGUCAAAGGGCACUGAUCGCAAAUUACAUCACAGUUGUGCCCAUAGACGCACACGCAUAUGACACCCGAGGCAAACCUGUCUCCUAAAUUACUAUACCGACUGGACACUUUUUAAACCGACUUUUCAUCAUUUGAUGCCACGAUGUUGCCGUUCAAGAGAACUUUUGAGAGCGAAAAACACCAGCUGCAGGAGCUCAACGGCAGACUUGCUCAGUAUCUCUCCAGAACGAAGCAGCUGGAGCAAGAAAAUGCGCAUCUGAUCGCUGAAAUAAACAAACUCAGACAAACGAAGACGGUGGAGUUGGAGCCGAAGUACAAGGCCGAGAUGCGGGAUCUGAGGAGAAUGGUGGGGCAGCUGUCGUUGGAGAAGUCCCAGGCUGAGAUGGAGAGGGAGAAGCUAUGGCGGGAGUUGCAGAUGGUCCAGUCCUUGUGCAGCGAGCAGACCGAGGUGUGCAGGGACAUCAGUGGCGAGCUGAAAGGCUGCGAGAAUGAUCUCCACAGCGCCCACAAGACCAACGCCGAACUCCAGCAGCGUCUGUUUCAGCUUGAGAACGAGUAUAAGUGUUUGGAGGAUGCGCACAGGCAAGAAAUGAACCAUCUCCGGUGUCAGGUGGAGUCCCGGGUGGUGCCCAUCAUCACGCAAUCUUACCGCGGCCCCCCGGUGGCCACCGUGGAAGAGGUGCAAGAGUAUGCCCGGGAUCUGUCCGAGGGGUGGAUCCAGACCUUUGAGAUGUACCAGCAGAAGGUGGAGGAGAUGGAACAGUCGAUUAAAGCGGACCAGGCCAGGCUGAGUGAUCUGCAGAGGGAAAAGAUGAUGUACGCCUCAGAGUUGGACAAAUUACGCAAAGAGGCUGAAAAACAAGGCCACAUUCAGCUGCGCCUUGAAGAAGAACUGAUGCACAUGCAGGAAAAAUUCCACGCGGACUUCAGUGAAUAUCAGAUGAUUAUUGAGCAACUGGAGCAUGAGAGGAACACGAUGGCUGAGACCAUAGAAGAGAAGAUGCGAGAACAUCAGCACCUUCUCCAGGUUAAGAUGGAUCUGGGCAUGGAGGUGGCUGCCUACAGGGCUCUCCUGGAGGGUGAGAGAGUGGGUAUGCAAGAUGCUCAUAGAAGGGUGAAUCAACAUCAGAGAGAAAGAAUAAUAGAUAUCAAGAUGCCUGCCCAACCUUACACACCAAGAGCUUCUACCUUAACCACCAGACAACAUAUGGAUAUCAGGUACACGCCACCAACAUCAAGCCUGAGAAGAUCCCCUGUUCCUCCCUCUGGGUCCAUAAGUCCCUCCAGGGUCAUUCCUAUUUCAGUUGCAGGCAGAGCUCGGCAUCAGAGUCCUGCAUCCAGAAGGGACAUGAUCUCAUUCACCAAAGCUCGGGCUGCUGCUUCUGCCCCCGCUGCUACCACUACUACCACCACUGCCGCCAAAGAUAAAAAAACAGGCCAGAGCGAAAACCUUAUGAAUCGAGACAUGCAGAAAACAACAGCAGAGGAGAAAACUGUGAAAAUCAAACAGGUCUCUCAGGAGGAGUACAAAACUAGUCCUAUCAAGUCCCCCACUGCCGACACCAAAUCAGUGAGAGUGGUGUCACCGCCGAUGAUGAGCCUGAGCAUGAAAACUGAGACGGAAAACAAAGAGAAAGUGUCAGAUGAAACAGAGAUAGAUAAUGUUUAUGACAGCAAGUUCAAAGACAAAGGGAAAACGAAGUCGACGACAGAGCCAAGUGAGAAGAAGAUAUUAGAUUCUGUGUCUGUAGAGGAAAUCAUUGAGAAAGUGAUAAAACCAGCAGGUUUGGAAGCUAAGGUUUGCUCAUCGGGAGAAUCUGAUGUCAGAUAUCAUGUGGAGAAAACUGAGCAGGAGGAUGGCAUGACUAAAACACAGAUUGUGCUGGAGUCCAAGGUGGAAGAAGAAGUGGAUAUUUCUGAGGACUCUGCCCUGGAUGAACUUUUGAACCAAGGUGUGAAGAAGGUGUCACUGGAGGACAUCAAGGACACAGCAACAGGAAGCAUGAUCAAGAGUGACCUGCACGGAGCAGAGAACCUGCAGAACAGAUCUGUAAAUGUGGAAAUCAUUGAAGAACCAGUGGAUUCCCACAGUGACGAGGAGCUAGAGGUUGAACAGAAGUCCAGAUCUACUUUUUAUGAGCCCUCCUCAAUGUAUUUCCAAAUUGAAGAGCUAGAGAAUGUCCCUCAUGAUCCUCACGCUCAGAGGAGUGAUGAUGAUGCCAUGAAAUCCUCCAUGACAGACACAGAUCAUCCCAAGGGUGAUUCUGUCCAUGUUGAGGAGAUCUCUAGACAGAGUGAAUCUUCAUAUUUCUCUCAUGACCAAGAGUCUCACGAGUAUUUUGUCUCUACACCAGAUGAUAACCUUUCUGAAACCGAGGAGGGUGGCGGCAUCACCUCGUACGGCCACUAUGGUGUUGUAGAUGACCUGUCAGAUGAGAGGUAUUAUCAAGAUGAAAGACUUCCAUCAAAAAGAGUGAUUGUAGAGGAGAGUGACGAAUACAAGUUCAUGCCAGAUGAUCACUCAUUUGUCAAAGAGAGUUUCCCAGAAUGCAUCAUUGAAGAAGAGGUUCGUGUUUCCCCUGUGGUGCAGGAGUCAGUGCUUGAGUUCCUGAGAGAGGACUCUUUGGAGCCCAAAGAGCAGCUUAAGGGAGCUCUGGAAAAGCUACAAAGCUCAGUUUCCGGUCCUCUGAGGGAGGAGUUGGCUUUCCUUACAAAAAUGAGUAGUGAAAGUCCACAGAAUGUGGCUGUCGAUGUCAAAAAAGUGCAGCAGUCAAGUGACAAUGGAACCAUGACUAUAGUUGCUGAGCUAAAUGUCUCUCAAACUCUGGAAGAAUCAGGGCUGCUGGAGACAGGAGAUGAUCUGUCUGAUGAGCAGAUCAUGGCAGCUCUUAGAUCUUCUAACCUAGGGCUUGAGAAAACCUUCCAGAGUGGGGCAGGAGGAGGGUACAGCUUCAGAGUUACCAAAGAAGAGGAUGUUGCCCAUGGUGAAGAGUUGGAAGGCUUCACAAACUUAGGAGAAUCUGUGUCUGAAAUUACUGAGAAACAUAUCAAACUGGGGCCAUCAGAGAAGUCCUUUACCUUCCAGAUGGACGUACAGGGGGGCCAAUCUGAGGCAUCCUCAGAGCAAGAGCUGAAAUCUCAAAGCUUGGAGACCCCAGUAAAGAUUUCUCAAGAGAAAAAAAUUGCAACAAUUUACCUUGAAAGUCCCACAGAUGACUAAGAAAGAAAUAAGCCAGAAAUAUUUCCAAACUCAGUACUUGCCAGCGCAUCACUUGAUGAGUGCACAUAUAGAAGCUGCUUUCACAAAUGUGCUACCCGACAUGGACAUUUGGUGGACUUUAUCCUGCCAGAUCCCUACUAUAAAGUCUGUGUAAUGUCCGAGCAUGCUGAUAGAGAUAGAGCAGGUAAUUGUCCAGAAAAAUUUAAGUGAGUGAGUGGGUGUGUUGAUGAUGUUCUCUCCUGCAGUGCCGGUCUCCUGCAUGCUCUACCUGCAAGCACCACCCCUCUCCUAAAUCAAACAGAACAUUUCCAGUAGGUGAGAAUGUGUCUCAGCAAAGGAGAAUGUCUGGACCUGAUACUCUGGACAUUGUCCAGAGUUCAUAUGUGAAAACAGCUAGAGAGAGAGAGAGAGAGAGAGAGAGAGAGAUCCCAUAUUAAUGCUGAUUGCUGACACUGAAAUAAUGCUGUAUUUUUUUGCAGAAAAACAUUAUAUAUUUCAUCUACUUAGGGUGUGCACCUCACAAUUCAAGGAAAAUGUUCUUAUUUAGUUAAAAUUACCAGAUUAAUACAUAUUUUUAUGGCAUUCAUUGCAGUAGUACUACUAUUAAAAAUACUCAAUGCUAACUAAUAUAAGAUAGAUAAAGAUUGUAACAUAUCCAUAUUGUAGCAAUUUUUAUGGUAGUUAAUACUGAUGGAGUGCUGCGCUGAUAUACGUUGACCUUUUUAUAGCUUGCAGUUUAUCUUUAAGCAGUUUUGUUUACUCUCUAGAUUUCUCUAUUUUUGUACUAACCUGUGCUGUACAGCCUGUUCUGCAGUUUACAGCAUGCCAUCAACCCAACCCAUGGCAGUGUCUACCAUGAUGUUGAGUCUUCUUAGUCAACAUUUAAUACAGACCAACAUAUGAUGGUUGGAGCUAUGAGGUGCUGUGCACCAUUUGCAGACUGGGCCUUUGAUUUUUCUUUUGUCUUGGGCACUGCUACCAAAUUGAAUGAUGUUAGUAUAUGCCACAUCCUAGAACACAAGGGUUUAUUUUAAGGAGUAGUGGCUGGUGUGAACAGAACAUAGUUGAGCUUGUAGCUGACAGUAUAGAGAAAGUGAAGAAAAAGAUGGUUGAUUUGUUUCAUGAAAUUUUUGCACGUUUUCAAUGCUGAAGGUGUAGUGCAAGUAAAUGUGGCACUUAAGUGGUUGUUCAGUAACUCACAGUGAGGUAUUGUCAGAUUAUUUAACUUUACUCACAACUAAUGGCAAAUAACACAUUUUUAAUAAUCCAAAAAAAAGAACUGCCCAUUAUAUAGCCAAAUGUGGGUUACAUAAUCAAUUUAUUUAAUGUGAAAAAUGUUUAUAAAAAGUUUAUCCUUUUAUGUUAUGUGUCAAUACCAUUUCUAAUUUCUCAAAGGUGAACAUUUUGCUCUGAAUAUUUGAUUAGUGAGUUAGGAAUUCAUAAUGGUAGAUUAUACCAUCAAGACAUCCAAAAGAGGGUUGUUGAUUUGAAAAGCAAAUAGUAAGAUGAAAGAAUGAGAAGUAGUAGCAGAUGCAUUAAGGAUACAGCAGUAGUAUUGCUAAGGGAAUAUAAUCACAUCUGCUUUUGAUGUAUGUCGUGUCUGGAUGCCAUUUGCUUGUCCACUUUUAUCAGUUUUUUUCACAGUGUUGGCUUGAGGGAUUCACCUUUACUCUGACAUAACAGUGUGUUCGUGUCCGCGACUAUUUUUGGAUCAUCUGCUUAGUGGCAUUGAGUGUUCACUAGGGUUUGUUGUGUUGUUGUGUGUACUAGUUGCAGAGGCAGAAAUGGCCCAGUAUGAUUACCGCCUGGUUACAUAUUUCACACAUUUUGACUUAGUGGCUGUACUAAUUUAGAGCAAGCAGAGCAAUGCCUUCACAGAUUGGCUUUUUGGCACUAUCAUGUUAAAACAACGUGCAGAAAAAACAAUGUUCAGAUCAUAAAUAUAUUCAUUGUUAACAUUUAAAAAAAUAAAACUAAAAGUUCUAUUACAUCAGUGCACUAAUAUUAUGGCUUAAUAAGGAAUCCUUGUUAUUGUACAUGUGUGUACUCAGUGUAAUCUGGAUACCAUGUGCCAUUUCAUAGCAAACUGUCUACAUCAGCAUAAAGAAAAUCAAUUGAUGUAUAAAGAAUGUUUGAUGAGUCAGUGUUCAAUAAGUGUUAGUCACCAUGGAUAGCCCAACCUCUUUGCUUUUAUUGACAUCUUGAUUUCUACUGACAUUUUUGCUUUGGUUUAAACUGGUUCCAGUCCUUACUUGGAAAUUGACUCAUAUCUUAACACAAUUAAAACCUAUUGUGGGUA